UUGGGUUGGUUUCUUUGGGGUGAAGACUGGAUUGUGGGAUUAAAAGGGAAAUACAUGGCAUCACGCCUCAGCAAUGCACGAGUGCAGGGGUUUCUUAAAGUAUGAUUUUGCAUCACCCCUGGCAGCCUCACCUCUGGAUUCCUUUAUAGUUGCUUGCUCUGAAUUCUGAACACCGGGGGAUAAGGCUGAAGUCUCCUGGCAUAUCUGCUGGGUGGCUUCUGUGCAAUGGGAGCCGUCCGGGAGAGGGAUUUCCCAUUCUCGUUCCUGGGAAAUGUAAUUCGGGAGACUUGCUGUUUCUGAGACCCGGCUGAAAUGUUGCUGGCCUGUGACUCUAUCCACCUCUCACCCUGACAAGCCCCAUCACGCCAGCUUCUCCAUGGGUGGACCUGUAGACAUCUGAGCCUGGGGCUGCAGGCAGUCGCUGAGGAAGGGGAUGGCUCUUCACAUCCAUGAAGCCUGCCUGUUUCUAUUGCUGAUUCCUUGCAUGGUCACACCAGCGGCCUUCAACCAUGAAGACUACCCUGCGGACGAAGGGGACCAGACAUCAAACACCGAAAACAAUCUGAUCUUUGAUGAUUAUCGAGGGAAAGGUUGUGUGGAUGACAGUGGUUUUGUAUACAAAUUGGGAGAACGGUUUUUCCCCGGGCAUUCCAACUGCCCGUGUGUCUGUACUGAGGAUGGGCCUGUUUGUGACCAACCAGAAUGCCCCAAAAUACACCCAAAGUGUACUAAAGUAGAACACAAUGGAUGCUGUCCGGAAUGCAAAGAAGUGAAAAAUUUUUGUGAAUAUCAAGAGAAAAGUUACAAAAUUUUGGAAGAAUUUAAGCCCUCUCCAUGCGAAUGGUGUCGCUGUGAGCCCAGCAACGAAGUUCACUGCCUUGUAGCAGAUUGUGCCGUGCCUGAAUGUGUCAACCCGGUCUAUGAACCAGAGCAGUGUUGUCCAGUCUGCAAAAAUGGUCCAAACUGCUUUGCAGGAACGAUCAUCAUCCCGGCUGGCAUCGAAGUGAAAGUGGAUGAAUGCAACAUCUGUCACUGUCACAACGGGGACUGGUGGAAACCCGCUCAGUGCUCCAAACGAGAGUGCCAGGGCAAGCCGGCGGCGUAGGGCCAAAGCGUGGUCCGGGUCCUGGCUUCUGUGUGGCACGUGUUGGACUUCUUGCCAGCUGCAAUAGGGUCACCAGCAAAAACCUUUUAGAGUCAACAGGACUGGACAUGUGACUAGCAGGCAUGUUUGUUCUCUCUAGCCAAGAGAAGGCCUGCAGUGAUUCAUCUAACCUGCUUUGACGGUGCAGACGGACGUGUGGGUUUAGGGAAGGAACAACCCGCCAUAUGGCCUUCUCGGGUGGCUCCCCCACCCCACCCACAAAGCGGGAGCUCAUCACAUCAGUCGUCAUGAAUACCUCGUGUGUGUGUUUCUUUUUCUCGGAGCCAGGGUAUUUGGGACGUGCGAGCGAAAGGAGGGGAGCUGAGAAAGGACGCUUGGUUGAUCCAUGGGAGAGGGCGCAGAGCCAGGAGAGGAAAACACCUUCCAGAAGAAUGCGAUGGAGGUCCCAGUGGUGGGGGCCCCUGCGAGCCAUCUGUAUAGGCUAUGCUUUCUCCACCACGUGGGGACCCUACUGAGUAGAAGACACGGGCACCUUCGUCACGACGGCUGCACCCUCAACUAGCAGGCUAAAGAAUCAGGCAGUGGGGCAGAGUGAACCUCCCCAGCCUUGGGAAUGGACUGUUGAGCCUGAGAAAGCCAGUGCUUCAGGAGAGAGCCCACCCCCAGCACACAUCAGAUCCCUCUCCCCCCCCACCCCCCCACCCCGUUCCAAUCGGGUUCUUUCUUUCCUCCACUCCCUUUUUCCCCCUGUAGGUUUUGCAAGGGAGAAGGGGGCGGGGAGGGGCUGCCCUUGGCAGGUGGGGCCUUCUGCACUGCCCAGCCUCUGCUUUGCUGCUAAGCCUGCAGGGGCUGCGUAAGGGGCCGAGGCAAGUGGUCUGAGGUGGGCGGAAAAUGGACCUCCCUCCACCCCCUCUCCCGCCAGGCUCCAAGGCAUCCGAUCCCAGCCUAGAAACAGACAGACCUUAGGGGGAUAACAGCUGUAUGUAUACAAAUAGUUUGGCCCAACUAUUUUCUAUUUUCUAUUUCUGAGGGGGUGAACUUCAGUGGGAAGUUCUAUCUGACCAGCCUUGACAGCUGAAACCGCACGGCCGAGUCUGUUCCUGCUGGAGCUCAGAUGUUAUUUUCUGCCCUUUCUGGCAGUGGGGGCGUCAUGCCUGCAGCUGGCCAGCUGUUGUGUGUGGGGAGCUGAGCUCAGUGCAGCCACUGGAAUAAUCCUUUGGGAACUAAAUUAACUGAGGUCUUAACUGAGAAGUCACAGCUCCAAGCUCUCCAACAUUACUCCCUGCACCAUCAGAUAUUUUUAGGAGGCAUCUCUGCUUAGGGAUAAUCCAAGUCAUCUUCCUCAGAGAUAUCUUACGUAGAGGAGCCUUCGGUCCAAUUCUUUAAAGUUCCGAAGCAGUUCUGUCUCCUUCUGCUUCCAUGUCUUUCCCCCCAGCCACCAAACACUAUCAUGAUCUAAAGUGUGCAAUUUUAAAAUUGUUCUUCCAAUUGUAUGUGUAAGAUCCUGGGUGCAAGUCAGAUCAAGAGCAAAGAACAUACCAGAGGAGCCCGGUUUUUACCCUCUGGGAACCCGCUCUUCCUGGGUUUCUCCGUCUGCAGUAAAACCUUCCUGCCCAAGUAACUUUAUCGACCAGUGAGGCAGAAAACUCCAUUAGGAAAUUCUGUCUAAGGAAAUACAUGAGGCUACUAUUAAAAUGACCAUAGAAUAGGGGUGGGAGGGGAAAGGAUGCCAACCCCGUCACGCAAACCCCCCUCCAGACCUCCCAGGGCAGCCAAGCCAGAGAAUGCCUCCAGUGCAGGCAGCAAUAGGAACAGCUGUCACUAAUGGCCCAGAGAAGCAGUGGCUUAUCUGCACAGGGACGAGGGUACCCUCUGUCCCCAGGCACCACUAAUCUGAUCAUGGGGGGGGGGCAACAUUGGCCCCCCACGUGACCAGGAAGACAGCAAGGCAGCAGGAAGUCCUACUGCCUCGUCAACUUUGGGCGCCCUUGGCCCCACCCAUGUCGUCAUCGAUGUGAGCAGGGCCAAGGAAGCUCAAGGACACCAUCCCCCCAAGCCUCCCCCCGGCUCCCAGCUGGCAGCCGGCAGUCCCUUCUGCCCUCCCCUGUGGGGAGAGCAGAUGCAACUGCAAGGC
Messenger RNA from Sphaerodactylus townsendi, 3239 nucleotides. RefSeq names its product von Willebrand factor C domain containing 2 like (gene VWC2L). The transcript is spliced from 4 exons. Gene Ontology annotation, biological process: negative regulation of BMP signaling pathway. Gene Ontology annotation, molecular function: protein binding. Gene Ontology annotation, cellular component: AMPA glutamate receptor complex. NCBI's taxonomy places the organism in Eukaryota, Metazoa, Chordata, Lepidosauria, Squamata, Sphaerodactylidae. Bases 434 to 1105 code for a protein of 223 amino acids. The record is from RefSeq and is a predicted model, not a curated record.